Molecule: messenger RNA, 1682 nt
Organism: Mercenaria mercenaria
Lineage: Eukaryota; Metazoa; Mollusca; Bivalvia; Venerida; Veneridae
Exons: 6
Coding region: 167-625 (152 amino acids)
Source: RefSeq, a predicted model, not a curated record
AUUUCUCCCAAAAUUAUAAUUAUGUUUCUUUGUAAAAUUAUUUCUCAUGCAGACAGGAGGAUUUAGGUCAUUGCUAUAUUAUAAAUAUAUUUUCGUCUCGUUGCUUAAGUUUAAAAGUACUAUUGGAUUAGACCAUUUGAAUAUUUCAGCACGAAUAUAGUAUACGAUGGAUUCUGGCAAAAAUCAGCACGAUGUCGGGUAUGAUGCUGCCGUGGAAAAGACAUACGUGGAUUCAAGUAAGACGAGUAAUCAACCCCAGAAGUCUCGAACUCGUUUUAUUAUUAUCGGUGUGGUAGCUGCUGUCAUCAUUAUUGCUGUCGUUAUUGUAGUUGUUGUUGUCGUCACGCAAACGAAAAAUGAUGAUGACAGCAAAGAAAAGAAAAACGAGUGUGGACCAUUCAACCUUCCAGAUGGUUUUAACUUUUCCAUGUUGUCUCCGACAAUCAUCUCCAAUAUCUUUACUUGCCCAUUAAAAGGCGAUUGUUGGACAGGUGAACAAUGCUAUCAGUGUCUCAAACUUGACACAUGGAAAGUAGGAAAUAUCAACUAUAUACCAGUGUGUUGUGAAGAUUGUUUGGUACGUGGCCUUUAUGUUUCGAACAGUGAGUGUAGAUGUCGGAAAUGAAUGAACGAAUAAACAAGAAAACUAUCGCUCACAUACUUCAGCAAACUAGGGGGACUUACGCUUCAAUGGAUUUCAAUUUGUACAGCGCGGCUUUUUCGUACAAACUGUCAACGUAUGCGUAUAUACUCACAGUCCAGCUCAAUCGUAUUAAUUUUACCAUUCGUGUUAAGUUACGUUGACAUCAAAGGCGGGGCAUUACCGAAGUCAAAGGACACUAAGACUAUAGGGGAACCUUUGUUUAGUGAAAAACAGUGAAUAUCACGUAAGAUAUAUUUGAUAUUGGUGCAUCUUGCAGGAUCGUUGACCGUUGCUUAAUUGUGACCAAAGAUCUAAGAACGCGGAUGUUUCCACCUUGUUUUAGAACGUUUUCUGUCCCACCAGAAGCUUGACGAUUAUUUUAUAACUUCUUAUAGUAUAAGAAAUGAAGAUCAUUUUGCAUAAGUCUCAUUUGUGUAUGAAAUACAUCGGUCGUUGUAAAAUGCGUGUAGAAACCGUUGGCAUACAUCUAAAGUACUUUAUACUCCAAAAAAGCCAAGUAGUUGCAGUUCAUUCAUACUGCGCUUAAGAUAUUGCACUAUCAUUUAUGUAAGAAUGAAAUUAGAGGGAGGAUUCCAUUGACAUUUUAAGAAUCUUACACUGGUUGAAGGUACGGAUGGAAAUAUCUGGCUCUUUAGGUAACUGUUUCGAUGGUAACGUGGCUCUGCCGAGUUACCGCAAAACAGUUACCCGAGAGCUAACUAUUUCCAUCAGCGCCUUCUACCAGUGAUAUAUUCUUUUUCCUGCAUACCGUAUUCUUUAAUAUAGAAAAAAUAAAACAAAACGAAUGCUUUUCGUUUAAGCUCUGUUUUGUUAUAAUAGCGUAUGAAUUUACGCAUUCCAUCAUAAUUUUUGUAUCACCGACAAAAACACGGGGAAAUUCUGUCUAGUAUGCAAGAAUGAUAAAUACGUUGCACAUGUCACAUGACAUGUAUCAUAAUGUAUACAGAUAUAUUUACUUCGAUUUUUACCUUUUUAUAUUGUAUAAUACUGCUAAACAAAUAAACAUAUAUGAUAUUUA